AUGCCAUUCGAGGAGAGUCCCAACUCCUUCCUCUUUGGACUCAACCAGUUCACAUCUCCUGCCGCCGACUCACAGAACGACAGCGGAAACAACUCGCGCUCCGACAGCAUGCUCGCCAAUCUUGACGCUUUCGCCGUUGCCGACGACGUCGCCGGCGGCUCCACACACAACGAUGCUAACGGCGGUCAGGCACCCAACUUUGCCGAUCAACUAGCUCUGUGGACCAACGCCAACUUCAGUUUUGACGGUCCCACCGGCCACGCCUUGCUAGGCGAUGAAGAAAAGGAAAAGGAGGAAGCAGAGCACAACCGACGACGCGAAGACGAGAACCGUCGCAACCAGGAGGAGGAGCGAGAGAGGCUUGCGAGAAAUGCCGCUGCAAGCUCUCGAGGAAGCCAUGCACUUCGCGGCAAGGCUCGUGAGGUAGACUCGAAUGCUUCAGGAUCCGCCCAGCCGUAUCCACCCUCAUCUCAGCCGCACACGCCCUCGCCGCACCCGUCGCAGCAACAGCAGCAGCCGCAUCAGUCCUAUUUCCCCGGUGCGCCAAACUUCAAUGCAUCGGUGCGACCAUCGCCUGCGACCAACCCUCCCGCGCCGGGUGUUGGUGGUGCUUUCCAGCUCUUUAACGGUUUCCCGCAUCUCCAGCACUCCGGUGGUCAUGCUGGUCAAAACCAGCAACCUUCAUCGCAGCCUGGCUUCGGCGUUUCGGGCCCGCUUGACAUGACGUCUGCCCUUGCUCUGCAGCACCUCUUGGCUAGCAAUCCGCUCGCCCUCGCCAGCUUGAGCCAACUCGCGGGCCUCACCAACCCACAAUUGCAGUCCCAUCUGGCUGGAAUCGUAAACGGAGGCGCUGGAGUAAACGGUUUCAAUCCAGCUCAGCAGCAGGGUGGUGCACCGCAGCAGCACGCCCAGCAGACGCAUGCCAACGGUCCAGUCGGCGCUGGGCCAUCUCCCUGGCUCGCUACCUCUCGCAAUGGUAGCAUCAGCGGUCCGUCGCCUCAGAACGUUAAUUGGGGUCCACAGCUCAGCGGCAGCGGUCUAUCGGCUGCUUCACCUGCUCAGAACCCUGCGGCCAAUCCCUCUGGUGUCAAUGGUCAGGUCAACGGCACGGGGCCGCACUCGAGCUCGGGAGACAACUCUACGAACAGCACUGAUGCAGCCAGUCGGCAAGCUGAUGAGGCGGGCGCGUCUGCCUCAGGAUCAGGCUCUGCGCCCUCCAAGAAGAAGCGCACCAGCACAUCCGAGGGCAAAAGAGCCCAGAUCGAAGCCGACGCCGAAGACUCGGACGAGACCUUCGGCCGCCUCGAAGACAUUGAGCGACGCUACGAGAUCCCACCGCUCAAGCUCAUCGACACGGGUAAUCCGGAAGCCGACGCUGAGGCGAAUCGUCUGGCGAUCGAAGAAGACAAGCGCAGACGCAAUACGGCCGCAUCGGCGCGUUUCCGUAUCAAGAAGAAGCAGCGAGAGGCCGCACUCGAGCAAGCCGCCAAGGAGCUCCAGCAGCGUUUGGCUGAUCUCGAGGCCGAGAACGCCCGUCUGCGAACCGAGAACGGAUGGCUGAAGAGCCUGAUCACCGUCCGCCCGGACCAAGCCAUGCCGGGUGGUCUGGAUCAGAGCGCUGUGCCCAACCCGUUUUCGAACAUUGCCGGGCCAAGCGGCAGUGGCAGCGCGCAGCUCCAGCACGGAUCGGGGCCUUCGACCGCUCAUGCUUCUCCCGUACCCAAUGGCGAUUCGCAUUUCAGCACGGACACGCCCGAUCGUCAGAGUGGUUUGCAUCCGCGUGGCGUCGGCACUUCUGAUGAUCCUGCUAGGACGAAAGGUGGCUCAUCUGGCAAGAACGGCAAUGCGAACGGCAGUGCGCUGCUCAAGCGUGAUCGCGAAGACUGA
Sporisorium graminicola is the source of this 1887-nucleotide messenger RNA. RefSeq lists its product as uncharacterized. NCBI's taxonomy places the organism in Eukaryota, Fungi, Basidiomycota, Ustilaginomycetes, Ustilaginales, Ustilaginaceae. Gene Ontology annotation, biological process: regulation of transcription by RNA polymerase II. Gene Ontology annotation, cellular component: nucleus. The record is from RefSeq and is a predicted model, not a curated record. The transcript has a single exon. The coding region runs from base 1 to 1887 and encodes 628 amino acids. Gene Ontology annotation, molecular function: RNA polymerase II transcription regulatory region sequence-specific DNA binding; DNA-binding transcription activator activity, RNA polymerase II-specific.